Messenger RNA from Magnolia sinica, 888 nucleotides. RefSeq names its product mitogen-activated protein kinase kinase 5-like. Gene Ontology annotation, biological process: protein phosphorylation; MAPK cascade. The record is from RefSeq and is a predicted model, not a curated record. Bases 1 to 888 code for a protein of 295 amino acids. Gene Ontology annotation, molecular function: ATP binding; MAP kinase kinase activity. The transcript has a single exon. Lineage: Eukaryota; Viridiplantae; Streptophyta; Magnoliopsida; Magnoliales; Magnoliaceae.
AUGGAGUUCCGACCUCCCCUUAUCGCCCCCACCCGACCCUUCCUUCACCUUCCCCCCUCCGCCAUAUCAUCACCAUCAUCAUCGUCCUCCAUCAUACGAUUCAUACCGUCCGACCUUGACCACAUCAAGAUCCUUGGCAUCGGCGGCAGCAGCAUCGUCCAUCUCGUCUCCCACCGCCCCACCAACCAAUUAUACGCCCUCAAGAUCAUCUAUGGCCCCAGUGUGGAAAUCCUCCGUGAGACCCAAAUCCUCUGUGCAACUAACAGUCCCUUCAUCGUCUACUGCCACGGCCACUUUCCACGAGGAUAUGACUUCCAUCUCAUCCUCGAUUACAUGGACCGCGGCCACAUCGGCUUGAUUGCCGGAGUCCUUGAGCCGACCCUCGCUAACAUGGCCUACCAGAUCCUUCAAGGCCUUGCCUACCUUCACGGAAGAAAUAUCAUCCACCGCGACCUCAAGCCAACGAAUAUCCUGAUAAACAGUCAGAAUCAAAUCAAGAUUUGUGAUUUCGGGUCGAGCUGCUUCGUGAUUGGAGGGGUGCCUGUCUGCACUUCACAUGUGGGGACAUUCCAGUACACGUGCCCACAGCGGCUCAAAAGGGAACCCUAUGACGGAUACGCCAGCGAUAUUUGGAGCUUCGGAAUUUCUAUUCUUGAAUGCUAUUUGGGGAGAUUUCCGGUCUCCCGGCGUGAUGCCCUUUGGUAUUGUAUUAUGCAUGGGAAAUUAUCUGAUGCGUCACCGCCAAGGGCACCAGCUGACUCAUCUGAGAAGUUCCAGAGCUUUAUCAACUGUUGCUUGCAGAUAGAACAAUUUGAACGGUGGACCGCACAGCAAUUGCUGAAUCAUCCAUUCAUUACCGGGCAGGACGAAGGAAUGCCUAGUCUUUGA